CAUUAAUUUCAGAAAUUGCAGCAAAAGCAUUAUUUUUGUGCAUUUGUUGACAUGAAUAUUUUUGCUUAAAAGCAGAUUUUAGUGAGUGAAACAUGUGCAGGUUUUUUUAUGUUUUUUAAAUAUUCAUGAGAACCCAGUAAAUGCCCAUUCGGCAGAAUUGUAUGGAAUAUUAAUGAGCAGAAAUGAGCACUUUUGUUGUCAGGAUUACUUGAUUAGAAUUCCAAAUAUCAGCAGCUGGUGAUUCCACAUACUCCUACAAUUGGUUUUAUUGAUUAGGUAACUUAACAGCCUGUUGGGGAGACAGACUGAGGGAACAAUUGUUGUUUAACGAUGAUCCUGACUAGUGGUACUAAGUGCUUACUGAGAACUUUGAUAUGACUGGCAAUGGAAUUGAUGGGAGUAUUAUUGUAAUGACGUUAUUUUGUUCAUUGUUUGUAAGUGUAGGUGUUUUAUUGUGUUGAUUUUGCAAAUUUUGAUGAUUCCAUGAAAAGCAGCUUGCUAAAUUAAUACUGUGCUGUAGGGAAUAUAAAUGAAUUAUUGUGUUGUGUUACAGAAAUUAAUUAGCAAUUUUUAAAGGAAAUCAAUGAGGAAAUAAUAUCGGAGGUGUCACUGUAUUGGAUUUUGUUGAAAAAAAGGACAGAGGAAAGGUGAUUUAUUAUGGACUUGAGGAUUUGGUCAGAUCAGCUUGUGUUCAAUGAAACAGCAUUGUAAAAGAGGAUAGACACUCAGAGUAAUCUGUGACUGAUAUAUAAAAUUGUCAUCCUGUUGUUAUAAUAAUGAAAGAUAUGGCAGGAUGAGAUUGUUUGAGUAUUCAAGUGUAUGUGUACUUCAGACUUCAUAAUCAGGCAGCUCAUGUGAGGCUGACCAGGGUGGACAAAGGGGUUACAAGGGUCAAGGACUGUGAUUCUUAUUACCACUGGAAAUUAUUCUUGCCUUUGAGGAAGUAGAUAUAUAUAACUUCCUUUAAUUAUUAGAAAGAGGAAAACAGCCAAUUGUGAAUAUAUCACUACCGGAAUAAUAUUAUCUUUGAAGAAAAAGAAUUAGGCCUGAAAAGACAAUUCAUUAUAUAUGAAUGUUACUUCUGGAAUUAUCUCAGUUUUUGAAGAAAUAGGCUGGAGGUACCUGUUGUGAUUGUUGUUUCUUGGUUUAAAAGAAAGUAUAUUACUGGUACAAACAAAGUGACAGCCAUGUAUCAGGGGAUGGUAUUAGCAGUUCAUCCCAACAGGGAUCAGGUAGCCCGAUGGAGCAAACUAUGGAAGCUCAUCCAAGAUGGUGAAUGUGACACUUGUGCUGAUUUUGUGAUAGACAGUGACCUUGACCUAGAGUCAAUAUCAACCUUUGACUCCAAGAUCAAGAAAUUCCUAAUGGACCGGUCCAUUUUGAAAGUGCACCUACCCAACGGGGGGUUCAACAUGGUGAAAUAUGGCGAUGCUACAGACGUUAAGGACAUCAUCAGACUUGUAGUCGGCCGCCUUGCAGCGGGUGAACGUUUCUUCGGGAAAUGUUUCGCUCUCAAGCUUGUUCACAUAAAGUCUCGCGAGAGCUACUGGCUCCACAACAACCUGACGAUGUACCAGGUCAAACAGAAAUAUGAGACAUCGAGGCCACCGGACGAAUGGAGAUACGAGCUAAGAGUCAGAUACCUUCCAAAAAGCUUUCAAGAGCUCUACGCAAAAGAUAAAGUGACAUUCUACUAUCUGUAUGACCAGAUACGGAAUGACUAUAUGAAGGACUUGGCAGAAAAGAUAGAACAUGAUAUGGCCAUAAGACUUGGGUGUAUUGAAAUGAGGAGAUUUUUCAAGGACAUGCCCCAGGUUGCCCUGGACAAGAAGUCCAACUUUGAGUAUUUGGAGAAAGAGGUCGGCCUCAAAAGAUUCCUGCCCAAAAAUGUGAUAGACUCUAUGAAGUCAAAGAAUCUCCGAAAAGCCAUACAACAGCAUUUCAAGUCCUACGCUCAGUUAUCGGAGUCAGAGUGCGUUUAUCGAUUCUUCGAUACACUCUCACAAGUUACCAAAUUCUACCAGGAGCGAUUUAAAUGUGCACUUGGGUCUGGUUGGAGCAUAUCAAUGGAGCUAGUGAUAGGUCCGGAUGUUGGGAUCAGCUACCUCACAGAAAAGGCUUCCACGCCUACACAUAUGGCAGACUUUUCUCAAGUCCAGUCCAUCCAGACGCUUAGUCUCGAUGACGGGAAGGGGGUGCUCAAAAUCCGAAUCGCAGGCGCAAACGAGCCGUUGACAAUUACAUGUUCAUCGCUGUCAGAGGCGGAAGACAUGGCUGACCUGAUUGACGGCUAUUGCAGACUGGUUCAUGAUUUCCAAGGCUCAUUUUGGACCAAAAAAGCUGUGACAAAUGGAAAAUCUCCCGUAAUAGAGCUACAACAUACUUCACCCAGAGAAGAGACGGUUCCUCCUUCACCUAAAAUGAGCGCUGGCAGCAAGAAAGACGGAAAUAACAAGUUCGGAGAUGCGCUUACUUCCGGUGAAAGAAUAUCUGAUUACGCAGAAAUUGUGGAGGAUGAUGGCGAUUACAGCUCUCCAGAUGGUCGUAGAAGAAAGGGACGUAAAAAGAAAAGUCACGACUAUGAGAUACAGAGAGAUCGCGUGUGUUUGAUGGACAUCCUUGGGAAUGGACAGUUUGGCGAUGUACAUAAAGGCAUUUACAGGGAUAAGGAUGGUAAUGAGAUUCCAGUAGCGGUCAAGACAUGUAAGGAAGAUAAUGAAGAGUCAAUGACAGAAAAAUUCCUCGAGGAGGCAUUGAUAAUGCAGCAAUUUGACCAUCCCCACAUUGUCAAGCUGGUUGGCAUAUGCUCAGAAAAUCGACCCGUCUGGAUUGUCAUGGAACUUGCUAAACAUGGAGAGAUGAGAGCAUACCUCCAGAACAACAAACAUCGACUAGACCUGUGUACGCUGAUCAUGUAUUCCUACCAACUCAGUACAGCCCUGUCAUAUCUGGAGAGCAAGAAAUUUGUGCAUAGAGAUAUAGCCGCACGUAACGUCCUAGUGUCCGCCCAUGACAGCGUAAAGCUCGGAGAUUUUGGCCUCUCUAGAUGGGUAGAGGAACAAAGUUACUACAAGGCGUCUAAGGGGAAACUUCCUAUCAAGUGGAUGGCUCCUGAGUCUAUAAACUUUAGACGAUUUACCUCGGCUAGUGAUGUCUGGAUGUUUGGAGUUUGUAUCUGGGAGAUUCUCAUGUACGGCAUCAAGCCUUUCCAGGGUGUCAAGAACAACGAUGUUAUCGGGAAAAUCGAGAACGGGGAACGACUCCCUCUACCCCCUGGUUGUCCCCCAUCUUUGUACAACCUCAUGUGUGUGUGUUGGUCGUACGAACCAUCAAAACGACCCUCAUUUUCUGAUCUGAAGUCAUGGCUUUCUGAAAUCUUUGAUGAGGAAAAAUACAGACAAGAUGAGGAGGUGAAAACUAUCAGUAGAAGAGUCUUGUCAUGGGGUUCCAAUGGUUCAGUAGAGGAUGAAGAGGUUGUCCCCCCUCCGAAGCCUGCUCGGCCCCAGUUUGCUGGAGUGUCACCUGCGGGCUCUACCCGAAAUAUCAGUCAACAAAGUAUUCCAACCCCGCCCAAUCACUGGGGCAGUGCUUCAAAUCUUCCUGUUGGUCAGAGCACCCCGUUUGGCCCCAGUCCCCACCAGCCCCAGGCAGGUGCCCCUCCAUUGCCGCGGGAGAUAGACCUCUCACAUUAUUUUCCAUCUUCAAGUGGAUAUACUCAAGCUGGGCAGGUUUCAAGAGGUUACACUCCACCAGUCAGCUCCGAUAUUGAUCACUACAGCCAAACUGGCGGGGUUAUGGGAAGAGGAGGGAACGGGUAUCCACCGGGUAGAGGGGACGGAUACUCAACGGGGAGAGGGGAAACGUACCCUGGUAGGAUGAAUAAUGGGGCUCCCACCGGAGCGAGUCAAGUACGACCUUACUACACCAGCAGACAGCUUUACACUGAACAGGGCCUUGACUUUCAAGAACCCCCUCCCUCAUCAGCCAAAGACCUCGAGCCGGAAGAGAUAGAGGCUCGUAUCCGACAGCAACAAAUGGAAUUAGAGAAGGAUGCCCAGUGGUUGCAUUCAGAGGAGAGAAACUUGAAACGGGACAUGCCUAGGCAGCCCCCCACUCCCAUAACCUUGAACCCACUCCACAUCACCGAGGAGGGAGACUUUCCGCGGGAAAAUACCCCACCCAUCCCACAACUGCAGCAGACAGAGGUCCGACCCACUUUAACACGAACUGGGUCACACAUUUCCAGCGCUAGCAGUAGAAGUAGCAGUACCAGUGAUCAUGAUAUUCCCCCAUCAGGGCCUCAAUUUAUGGCAAAUAAACAGAGUGAAGUUGGUUCCCCCACGUUAUCCAAGGAAAACCUUGACCGAACCAAUGACGCGGUUUACGACAGUACAACGGCCGUCGUUCGCUCCGUCAUGUCACUGUCACAAAAGGCCCCAGUCUGCAGGGCAGAUGAAUUUGUUGAUCUCAUAAAGUGUGUUGGCCUGGAUUUACGGGCCUUGCUGUCAAGUGUGGAUGAGUUUUCCCGGGCCCUAUUUCCUAACCAACGGAGAGAGAUUGAAAUGGCACAGAAAGUUCUCAGUACGGACAUGGGUAACCUUAUCAGCGCCAUGAAGCUUGCGCAGCAAUACAGCAGUACGGCGAUGGACGGCGAAUAUCGUAAAAGCAUGCUCAAGGCUGCACAUGUUCUAGCUAUGGACUCGAAGAAUUUACUUGAUGCUGUUGAUAAUGCUAGAAUUUCACAAAUGAGUAACGUUGUGAGAUGAUUUUGUGUGGAUAUUGUUUUUACUCUUCGGAUGUUUUUAACUCAGAUGUUUUUCAAAGAAAAAAUAGUCAAGGCACUAUAAUAGCUAGCCUUAGUGUCAUUGUCGUCUGCGUGCUAAAUCUUUGACCUUGACAUUCAAAAUCUUCAAAUGAAUCCUGGUAUAUGUGUUUGCAGAGACAAUAUGCUUAUGUACAGCAAAGUCAAUAACUUUGACUUAAUUCAAACAUAGUUAUUGAGUUAUGCCCCCUUUUUUACUAGAAUUCAUCAGACGAGCAUUCACUCUGGGGCACUCUUGUUUUCAAGAUAUUGUGAUGGUUUUAAAUCUUCAGAGGUGUAACAGUUUAUAAGCCAAUGGAAUUUUGGAAUACUUUUAGAAGUGCUAAAUUCUUGACACAACUCAACCAAAUUAUAGAUUAAAACCUUUACAAAGUGUGUUUUUUAAAAACAUAAGGAUUACCAUUACACAUUAACAGAAGACCAAAGAAUUGCGCAUGGUGAAUUUGAACUUUAUAAAGUUACCGCAUAAAAUAAUACACAAAUGGUUUCUGCAAUGUGUAUAAGUCAAAAAUUCAGAGUGAUCAUUUAUUAAAAGAUACAAUCAUAUGUUUGAUUAAACAAGAUGCUUUUGUAUUUAGUUUUUCCUCAUCGAAUAUUUACUCAUAUACUUUUUACUUAUUCUUGCCUAAAUAUGCAGCUAAUAACAUUCAUGAAUCUGUAAUACUCUUUCCUCAACAUUGGCGAGAUUGCAACUACAGCGUGUACGUGUACGCAUACGCAUUAUUAGCUUCACGAAUGUGUAAAUGUUGCAGUCAAGUUAAAAAAAAAAAAAUUGCGAUAUUUCUACAGACUAGUUCUUCUCAGAUAUUCGCAAAAAAUAUCCUUUUUCUAGUGCAGUUGUGCAUGACUUGUACUUCAUACACAUGCGUUUGAUGACGAAGCGCACAAAAUUUAGAUCAUAUGUACAUUAUCUUAUUCAAAUGGGAUUUACAACCUCUCUAUAAUCAAUGGCUGAUUACAUAUCUCUUCUGUAUACAUUUACAUACCAUGUACACUGACAUUUGGUAGGUCUGGCUUAAUAUUUUACUUGCAUAUAUAUCAGUUUUCUUUUAACUUAAAAAUAUUUCCUGUAUUUAAAUUUGUGCCUGUAUUUGAACAUACUUGUUCUUAAUUCCGUAGUCUUUCAAGCGUUUUAUCUAAAGCACGCUUUUGAUGGUUUUUAUUAUAAGCAAAGAAAUGUGCAUUUUUAUAUGAAGUUCUUCAGUAUUGGUGCUGCGACAAUGGAUCAAAAUGCUGUUAUCAACAAAAUAAAUACUGUAUAUGUCCUAUUAAACGUGCAGGGCCCCUUUUUUUUUUGAGAUUUCUGCGUGCUAAGAAAGAACCAUUUUUCACCAUUCAGUGACUUUUUAAUAUCCACUUAAUUGGAGUCAAACACAUGAAAUAAUGGUCAUUAUCUGCUUUAGCGUAGCUGUAAACAUACUGUGUAAAUGAAUAAAAUAGAAUACAUGGUUUCAAUAUAUAAAUACAGAUCGUUCGGCUAUUUUAUUGUGACUGUCAUUGUGUGCAAUAGGCUGGGUUAUUUCUGAUAGCCAUUACAGAUGUCAGCAGGUACCCUUAAAUGGCGGCCAUUGGAAUGCUUUUCAUCUGAAUUAAUAUUAACAUUUUUUGGAGUUUAAGGUUUAGGCAUUCAUUGUUCAUGUCACAAAAUCAGAAAAAAGACUUGCAAAAAGACUUGCAAAAAGUCUCGCGGUGCGUCUAUUAGGGCAUGCACGUUUAAUCGGACAUUUACAGUAUGUUAACGUUUGGCCUACUGUAUUUGUACAUGUAUUUAUAUUUAAAUCUUUCCUGUUGUAUCUUCUUCAUUUGUGUUGUUAAGUCAUACAGUACUGUUUAACAGUUAAAUAUACAGGGUGUUUGGUAUCUUAUGGCGUUUUCACCCUAAAUCAUACCAUGUUUGUGCGUGUUCCCUUUGUUUUCGUCUAUACACUAACCCUCUUAUCAGAGUGAUAAAUCGUAGGCAGAGCUUAACAAUUCAAUAACAGUUAUGCAAAAAAAUUACAUAGCUAUUCAUUCACUUAUAUCGCACCCUAGUUAUUGAACAUUGUCCUUGACAAUAUGGUACAAAACAAUUUACGUUACCCACUUGCCUUGUGAUUGAAAUUAUACACUCCCACUGAAGAUUUUGUGUAUAAUCAAUAACUCCGGUUGUGGGUAUUGCAGGGCUUCUAAAACUAAACAAUUUACCGUUCUGGACCAAUUUUGACCUUGGUGAACCAAUUUCGCUAACUAAAAAUGGCUUAAAAAUCAGUUCGAAAUUUGUUCCGUUUUUCAAUUUUAGGGUUUGUGGCCUUCAUGCCCGGACUGAUUGUGAUUUCAAACUUUAAGAAGCCCUAAUAAGCAGUAGCUAUUACUUAUUCACCUCCUAUACUUCCCAUAGAGUUUAUGUAUUAAGUACAUGUAUCAAGUAUUAUUCAGUGACAUUGUCAUUUCUUAAUGGAGAUUUUAUGUGAUGAUUGUUACUGUAGGUAAUAUGCAGUUAUUCUCUGCAGAAUAUUAUCAAAAUCAUUGCCUGCGUACCUGAUCUUGAUUGAUUUAUGGACUUGGAAUAAAUAGUUUUAGUUUCUUUUUUCCCCUGGGUAUUUAAAAACAAAAAUUUAAAUUGUGCUAUGUAACAAGACAAAAUGACUGCGAGUAUUGUGCUUCUUAUUUUAAAUUUACAAAUUACAAAUGCUAAAUAUAUGACACUGCAACUGUUGGUGCUGUAUCUGACAAUCUGCGAUUCUGUAAAAAUAAAUCCCUGCAGCAUUUAAUGUUUAACAGCAGAAUGAUUUUGAAGUGAUAUUACCUGUUUCAUAUUAUACCAUGCUUUGAUAACAUGCUGUUGAGGCAUCCAGAUUAUAUCCAUGUUUUCCCCCCAUUCCAUGCUUACAUUGUAAAUAUAUAUUUUAUGAUUGUACAUUGUGAAAUAGAAUCUUAAUUGUGAAAUAGAAAUGUAAUAUAAUAAAUAUUGAAACAUUUAUUUUUAACAACACUCGUCAUGUUGAUACUUAAAAAUGCUUUACACCUUAAUAAUAGCAAGACCAUUCCUUUAUUUGUAAUCCUUACGCUAAACUAUAUUUAGUGUUCAAAAUUAUUUUUUGUCCAUCGUGAUGGCAGUAUUUUACAAAUCUACUAUACAUUUAUUUUUGUAAAUAAGCAGUCAGCCGUUAUUGAUAUUAAUCUGAUGUAUCAUUAGAUUUGAUAAACGUCUUGGUCAGUAGACAAAAUAUAAUCUUGAACACUAAAACUGUUAUAGGUUAUUGGUAUUUAUUCAUGGAAAUAAAAGGUUAUGCGACGGUGUUCCAUUAAACCAUCUAUUUAGUUGAAAACAUACAAAAUAAAUAUACCUAAACCAUUAUGUAUUUGCUGCGCUUAUAUACAAUACACUUCCUUUUGUAGCAUAAACACAAUUACUAAACAUAAUUCUAAGUUUGACAAUGGUGACUAUGGGCUGAUUGUUCAUGUUAAAGUUAACAAUGUUGUUAACCGGAUUGUUGUUAACUUUCAAGUCUUUAGUACUCUGUAAGUUUUAUAGCCAUUCAUGUGAUCUGUGGUACUUGACACAUAUAUUGAGACAAUUGAUUUAAUUAUACUUGUUGUACUGAAAUGAUGAACACAUCAAAAAAUAGUUUCACCUUUAAAAAACGAUGAUGCCGUUGCUUCAUUUUACAAAGUUCAGAACAAUCAACCCCAUUUAUACUUUCCCAACAUUUUAUAAAAUGAUUAAAUGCGUAAGUGUCAAGUUUAUACUGUUGCUCUUUUGAUAUUUGGCAUUUUCUUUUUAUCCAUAAUGUAAAUUUAGUUUGCUUAUGACAAAAUCUUAGGUAAGGUCUCAAUUCAGAUCAUACUUUUUAAAUUUGCCCAGUUUUAUUUUAGAAACUUGUAAAAAUGUUAUCACAAUAAUGUAUAUUUGUAUUCCACAUUGUAAUUUAAUUUAUGUUGUACAUAUUGGCUUGUAAAUAAUCUCUUGUCUGUAAUCAUGUUAUUAUUGUGACAUAUUUCAGUCAUUGCAAAACUGUGGUUAAUUAAAAUGCAAUAUUAAAAGAUAUUAAACUUGAA
This is a messenger RNA of Mya arenaria, 8860 nucleotides long. RefSeq names its product focal adhesion kinase 1-like. Gene Ontology annotation, biological process: signal complex assembly; protein phosphorylation. Lineage: Eukaryota; Metazoa; Mollusca; Bivalvia; Myida; Myidae. The record is from RefSeq and is a predicted model, not a curated record. The transcript is spliced from 30 exons. The coding region runs from base 1188 to 4766 and encodes 1192 amino acids. Gene Ontology annotation, molecular function: protein tyrosine kinase activity; ATP binding. Gene Ontology annotation, cellular component: cytoskeleton; focal adhesion.